AUGACAGACGUGUCGUCGAUAAAGGCGCACGCUGAUCAUCAGCCGGCUUCCGUCGCCCACUACGGUCCUCCACCGCCCGCUUUUACCAACGGCUCACCUGCGCUCGAGGGCCCCAUCGAGGAAGAGGAGUCGUCGACAAUCAAAUGCAUCUGCGGCUUUUCGGACGACGACGGAAACACUGUGCUGUGCGAGAAGUGCGAUACGUGGCAGCACAUUGUGUGUUAUUACGAGAGUGCCAGCCAUGUCCCGGACGUUCAUGAGUGCGUAGACUGUCUCCCUAGACCCAUCGAUCGGAAGAGCGCUCUCGAGAAGCAACGGCAACAUCGCGAGCUACACAACAUCGGUGAGCGCAAGGGUCGACCGAGAACCACCACCAAGAGCCACAAGAAGCGACAAAAAGACCCUCUAGGCGCUGUGCAGCCCAAUGGCUGGGCCAUACAGUCGAACACCGAUCUUCAAUACAAUCACGACCGGAAGAGCGGGAGCCCCCGCGAUCUGCCGCCGCCUGCUAAACGCCCGAAGACGAGCCAUCGGCCAUCUACGAGCAUAGUCAGUCAAGCGCCAGCGCUCGCACCAGCGUCCCGUAAACGAGGCAGUUCCGUCAUGCUGAAUGGACACAGCCCCGUCAAGUCGCCCGUCAAUCCUGAAGGCCCCAUCGAAGAGUUCUCACUCGAGUUCAUGAACCUUUAUCGACAAGCGGAGCCACCGUCGACGGAUACGAACUCCUUCACUGAUCUUAGAGUCACAAAUGACAUUGCAUCGUGGCUGAACGAUCGCGAUGCACUGGCUGAGGCUACAGAGGGCAAGUCGCCCGCUGAAGUGUUCCAGCGCAUCGAUCAGUCGAUCGAGGACAUGGAGAAGUCUCUCGCACCUGUUGUUAUCAAGCAGACAGAAGAAGACCCUAAUACAAAAGCCUACGGACUACACCCUCAAUGGCACCUCAUCACCGUGGAGACGCCUGUUGCCAAAGAAGGUUUCAUUGGCGAACUAAAAGGCCGUAUCGGAAGGAAGGAAGACUACUAUAACGACCCAACGAAUCGCUGGCAACUCCUAGAACACCCCGAACCAUUCGUCUUCUUUCCUCCACAUCUACCGAUCUACAUCGACACUCGACAUGAGGGCACGAUACUUCGGUAUGCUAGGAGGAGCUGUAAUCCAAACAUGGAAAUGAAGAUACUAACGCAAGGGCCCGAGGGCGGUGCUCACUUCUGCUUCCUCGCGACCCGAGAUAUUGAGCCGGGCGAAGAGCUCACUGUUGGGUGGAAUAUCAACAGCUCGAUCAUGCAGCAGCUUGUCAAGGUCGUCACCAAUGGCGACGUAAAGAAAGAAGGGCUCAAGAAGAUCCAACCCUGGAUAGCAUGCGUACUCGCCAAUUUCGGUGGAUGCGCUUGUGACAAUACGACCGGCCACGAAUGUCUGCUGCAGCUCGCUCGGCGAACAGCUACUACCUAUGCAGAACCAGUGCAGCCUUCCAAGUCUGCCAAGGGACGGAAGACGAAGAAGAAUCAGGUCUCUCCUCUAAGCACUGGUCACGCAACAAACAGCCGUGCGGGAAGCGAAGCCAUACAUCGCGAUAUCAACGAAGACGAGAAUGGCGACAGCCGUUCAACGUCUGGGUCGCAUAAGUGUAGCAGCCGCGACAUCACUCCUGCAACACAUUUCUCGUUGGAUGACGGCAAUGGAAAGAUGUCUGAGCGUGAAAGGCGGAAGCUGCAACAGCAGGAACGCCUUUUCGAGCAAAUGGACUAUGAAGAGCAGCACAAGGGGAAACGGGGGAAGAGACACAGCGCUGGGUCGACACUAAACACGCCCAGCCUGUCGUCCUCUAAACAGCUUGGCCACAAUGAACCAUCCCCGUCCUCGCGGCACCCUCGCGAACACAGCAAUGGCGUCGCAAGGAAAGCCUCUGGUGGCUCAUCGAGGGCAAACGGACGUGCACCUGCGAAACCGAAACCAGUCUAUGUCGACAGCUCUACACAGACUGAUGACAAUGGGGUCACGGUGGAUGCGCCCGCACCGACGGCAAGACCUACGAGGCCCCUCAUGACUUUUAAACGCAGACUGCUGCAGCAAGCUCAAGACGACAAGAUACAAAGGGAACGCAUACGGUCAGCAUCUGUGAAGUUAGAGAUGAACUCUCCGGCAUUGAAGGAUGUCACGUCAAGCAAGCCUUCGCCCACCGCCCCUUCAGUUCCACUCGAGGAGCCUGUGGCUAUGGACAUCUCUAUGGAGACCGCACCUAUAGAAAAGCCAAAGGAUUCGACAUCGGUCCAUGAAUCCGCCCCAGCGACAGCAGCCGACGUCGAAAUGAAGGAUGCAGAAAAUUUGGCGGCACCCAGACCGUUCACGCCAAAGAACGAAGAAAUGCCAGAUGCACCCAACGCAGAUGUGUCUCCCGCAACUUCGAGUCCUCACAUUCAGCCACCCGCGCCGCCGUGGGCGCCCUCUGAUGCGCCUGCAGAUGACGACUCUGCGCCCACGGCCUCAAGACCAAAUAUGGGCGAGAUGCGGGUCGAGAUGCCCGCGAAUCCCACGCUUGUCAUCCCUGCGUCGAACACUGCUGUCACCCCUGGUGCGACCCCCAAUGCGCUCACUGCUGGUGCUCUUGCGCAGUCGCCCGGGGGCGUGGGAAUAGCUUUAUCGCCUUUCUCACCCGCCGUGACCAGCGCCAUCACGCCUGGUCCCACGCGCAAGAAGCUUAGCCUCAGUGACUACACGAGCAGACGCGCGAAACUGGCUCAACAGUCUUCGACCGCAUCAGGAACACCUCCGCUCAAUCCCACGCAAUCAACUAGCUCGCCUACCUUGUCGAACGCGAGCUUGCCGAACAACACAUCUCCUCCAGCCAAGAGUGUGGAGCCUGCAUUACCCCCGCUCGCGGAAGAGACGGGGCCCAUCACCACAACGAUGACAGCAACGGAUACAGCGACGGCGACAGAGACCGCUUCCACUACGACAACGGCAACGACAACCACCACCACCACUUCGACUGGUACUUGA
Paraphaeosphaeria sporulosa is the source of this 3000-nucleotide messenger RNA. RefSeq lists its product as uncharacterized. The record is from RefSeq and is a predicted model, not a curated record. Gene Ontology annotation, molecular function: protein binding. The transcript is spliced from 2 exons. Lineage: Eukaryota; Fungi; Ascomycota; Dothideomycetes; Pleosporales; Didymosphaeriaceae. Bases 1 to 3000 code for a protein of 999 amino acids.